GAGCAUUUUAUUAAGUAUCUCACAUGUAACCCUUUUGGUACCGAAUCUCCAGUGCCGUGUACGAACUUCCUAAUGAAGCCCAACUGCUCUUUUUUAGUACGCAGCGGCUGGUGUUGAGAACCAGAAAGGUAAGAAAAAGUAUUAUCAGUUCUGUGCUUCCUCUUCCUAUCAUCCUCCUUCUCGUUUUUCCUCAGAACAUCUCUUCGUUACUGAUCGUGAACAGGUUACGACUCGUCUCAUUCUGCUCUAGAACCCCAACUAGGCGAAACCAACCCUUUUUUUCCGGCACAAAUUUCUCCUCUUGUUCGUUGUUUUUCCCCGUGUCUUGUUGCUGUCGUCGUCCGUGCUUCAAACUCAACUGUAGCAUUCUCUGUUCUUCUUUCUACUGUUUUUUUUAUUUUGUCUCUUGUAUGAGCUUUCUCACGCUUAAGUUUUAUAUAAACAAGACACGAUUGUGUCUCAUAUCAUUGCCUCUACUAUGUCUGUAAUUGGAAAAAGUCUACGCGAGAAAAUCAACAUUCUGGCACACUACCCCCAGACGGGUCUUUCCUUAAAACAGCUCGUCUACUUUGGUAAAAAUCCCACAGCCGGUAAAGUCUACCGAGCAGGUCUGUUCUUGCGCGAUGAAUUGCCCAUUCGGUUUGCCCAUCGCAUCAAGGAACUAGAGGAUCUUCCUCCUCCUCUGCACGACAUGAAGCGAAUUCAAGGCAUCCAGCAGGCAUACGCGAAAUCAAUGGAGGAAAUUAUCGAGCUCCAAAACAUUCCACUGCCAGAACCACCUUCUUCUUUUGGCAUUCCCGAUUCGAAGGCUCCUCGACUAAGUAGUAACGUCGAGGAUACGGAUAUUCACAACCCAUCAUUGCUCGAUACACACCUUGACUCGUCAAAAGGACGGUAUUUCUUCACAGACUUCAGUUACGAAUGCAACAGCGAAAUCUGCGUUGACAAAGAUUGUCCCAAGUCUGUUCACCUUUUCAAUCACAAGUUUGCUAAACUACUCGACAUCAUCCAACAGAGGCAUAAUCGCGUGGCCAUUGAAAUUGCUCUUGAUGUCCUUGAGUAUCAUUCACGUGUGAAACGCAUCGAUCCGGGGAUCCAAAAGUUCCUUGACCGAUUCUAUAUGUCUCGCAUUGGCAUUCGAUUUCUGUUAAGUCAGCAAAUCACAUUGGCCACAGAACCUCUUCGGCCAGGAUACGUCGGCGUUAUCAAUACCCACGCCCGCAUUCGUGAACUCAUUGAGGUUGCUGUCGAAAAUGCUCGUUACAUAUGUCAACAGGCAUACGGACUGUUUGAAGCGCCUGAAGUACAAAUCGUCUGUAACCCAAACAUUACAAUGAUGUAUGUGGAGUCCCACUUACAACACGCUCUCUUUGAGAUACUUAAAAACAGUUUACGUGCCGUGGUUGAACACCAUGGUGUGGACAGCGACACUUUCCCGCCCAUUAAGGUCAUUGUUGCUGAGGGUGCCGAAGAUAUUACCAUCAAAGUUUCAGAUGAGGGAGGCGGAAUUUCUCGUCGGAACAUGCCACUUGUAUGGUCGUACAUGUACACAACUGCUAGUCCUCAACUUCGUGAACAUGUUGAUUCUGAAGCUGGACCCCCGUUGGCGGGAUUUGGUUUCGGUUUGCCUAUGGCACGACUGUAUACUCGAUAUUUUGGAGGUGACUUGGAAUUAAUCUCCAUGGAUGGAUAUGGAACAGACGUUUUUGUACAUCUAAACAAACUCUGUGAAAGCGCAGAACCGCUGCAAUAGAUCCUUCAGGCUCUCGCAUUUCUCUUUCUUUCUUUCUUUCUUUCUUUCUUUUUUUUUUUUUGCUCUCGCUUGGAUGGGCUGGGUGUCGUCCAUCCAUAAUUUAUAAUUUACAUUUUUUGCUAACCAGAAUGACUCAUAUCUUGGAGAGCUUCCCACGUUUGUGCUGCGAGUGAAGCAUUCAUUUGCUGCUUUUUCGGCGGCAGAAGCGUUGUUGGCGUUUCAACCUUUUCAAGCUGUAGCACCUGACGGGAAAGUCCCGUAGAUACGAAUUCUACUGUGGAGAAGAAGUCUCUUGCAUGUUGUUGAAACUUCUCAAUUGACUUUUCCUCCUUAAUUGCUUCAAUGCAUGCACUGGCUGAGGUUAGAAUGUCCGGAAUUCUUCGCUCAAUUUCUGCGAUGGUUUUUAGCUCUGACGUUUCAUCGAUUUCCGGGGACGGACUCGGUGAAAAUAGUUCCUCCAUUCUGUCACCAAGGCGAACGAAAAAGGAUGAGAAUUCCUUCUCGUCGACAGCUGGAGGUAGUGGUAGACAAUAAUAUUAUCAGAUGGGGUAAGGUUCAAAUAAGGUUUAAUGUUUUAUCUUAACGAAAUUGAGCGGUCAUUUCAAGGUUUCACGGGAAAUACCUGAGGAUGUCUGCCGAACUAUAAUGAAUAAUGUUUUCAAUU
Messenger RNA from Schizosaccharomyces japonicus yFS275, 2417 nucleotides. RefSeq names its product pyruvate dehydrogenase kinase Pkp1. The transcript is spliced from 4 exons. Gene Ontology annotation, cellular component: mitochondrial matrix. The record is from RefSeq and is a predicted model, not a curated record. NCBI's taxonomy places the organism in Eukaryota, Fungi, Ascomycota, Schizosaccharomycetes, Schizosaccharomycetales, Schizosaccharomycetaceae. Gene Ontology annotation, molecular function: pyruvate dehydrogenase (acetyl-transferring) kinase activity; transferase activity; kinase activity. Bases 479 to 1753 code for a protein of 424 amino acids.